GAAAGAGGUGGCUAUAUACGAGGAUGCUGUACAGGAAUACGUGGGUCUACAUGAAAGAGUUGCAUAUAUCGCCUCAUUCAACUUAUUGAAUAUCCCAACUCAUCGAAAGUCAUGUCGAACUUAUUCCGCAGGGCAUCUGAUGCCUUCCACCACCACCAGCGGAAGGACUCUGAGGAUUCUGCAAACCAGGAUACCCUCAUAUCUCCAUCCCAGGAAACACGGGAGCCGCAGGAACCGCAGGUGGCGCAAGUAUCGCAAGUGCCACAAGAUACACAAGAGUCCCAGGUUGAUCCUGCAACUCGGGGUGACUCCCAGGGCAGUGAUAAGGACAAAGUUGGAAAUGGCAACUCUCACCACCAUCACUGGGGCUUCCUCCAUCGUCCAACCGAGGAAGAACGAGCGAAACGCCGAUUGAGUCAACAGGAGAAGGAGCGAGCCGACUGGGCUGCUUCGAAGAAGGAUGACCCUGCCCGACGGUCGAGCCAAGGGGCCAGUGGUGGGUCUGAGGGUAGUUGGCAGUAAUUAUUUCAAGUUCACAAUUUGUUCGAUGUUUCUUUGAUAUUGCGACUGACGGGAAACACAAUGAAAUGUAAAUUUGCCUCGAUGUCACCUACAGAUAACUCUUUAGUCUAGUACUAUAUGUCUAUUAACAAUUCCAAUACUUGAUCGUACAGCUCUA
Messenger RNA from Penicillium brasilianum, 679 nucleotides. The record is from the annotation of a GenBank genome assembly. Lineage: Eukaryota; Fungi; Ascomycota; Eurotiomycetes; Eurotiales; Aspergillaceae.